Molecule: messenger RNA, 537 nt
Organism: Symbiodinium sp. CCMP2592
Lineage: Eukaryota; Dinophyceae; Suessiales; Symbiodiniaceae
Source: the annotation of a GenBank genome assembly
AUGGCCAGCUUCCUUGCAGCAGUUGACGGUUCGUGCCAGAGCCCUGCGCACAAGCGUGGCCGGUCCGACCAGUCCGACAAGCCCGCGGGUGCUCCUCCUCCUGAGUCGAAGCACCGUUCCUCAGGCCGGCCCGAGGUCUCUGCUUUGAGCAACCUGGACUUGACCCGUGGGUAUCUCGAUCACGAUGCCCAAUUGCGACAGCUGCAUGCCUCUUGCACGCUUGUGUUCAAGUACGACAUUCAGUGUGUUUUCUCUGAGCUGAUGUUGGGUGCGGUUCGCACCUGGCAAGAGAAGCAUCGCCCUGGCGCCCUCACCCUUUGGGGCGAGGACAUGUCCGUCAUUGCUCGUGAGAUCAGCCUGUGCGCUGCGCGGCCCUCUUCGAAGAAGACACAUUUGAUUUUGGAGUUUAGGCCGCACCUUGCAAGUGUGCUGAUUCCAGCGCUGCCCGUCAUAGCUGUGUUGCUUGAGGCCCGAGGCGGCGAGCGCCUGGAUGUGCGCCCGCAGGGCAGUUUGGCCCGCAAGGCCAAGGGCCUCUGA